This is a messenger RNA of Phytophthora sojae, 1671 nucleotides long. RefSeq lists its product as hypothetical. The transcript is spliced from 5 exons. NCBI's taxonomy places the organism in Eukaryota, Oomycota, Peronosporomycetes, Peronosporales, Peronosporaceae. The coding region runs from base 1 to 1671 and encodes 556 amino acids. The record is from RefSeq and is a predicted model, not a curated record.
AUGUCCAAUGGACGUGAUUCUCUGGAGGCGGAAGCCAAGGAUGCUACCCCAGGCGCGGUGCCAAGUGUCAUCGGUACCUCGCGCGCUUCGAAUGAGAGUACUGCCUCGGGCGUUCAAACGUCUUAUGGUAGCUCUUCAUCUUCGUCGAUGAUGUCACUUGGACAACGAGUUGGAGCUCUAGCGCUUGUGGCCCAGAGAGCCGGUGGCUUCGCAGCUGCCGGUGAUCUUGGAUUUCAGGCCACCCGGACAGUCAUCCCGUCGCGUAUUGUGUCAGUCGACCAAGAUGACGUUGAGAUGGCAUCGUCGGUGCACUCUGACCCAGAGAUCGCACCCAGGAAGGCCGGUCUCCCCAGGAUUUCAGCCACGACUUCCGAGCCGAAACUCAGGGUUUCUGCCCUGAUUGCUGGAUUUGGUGGUCCAAGGGAUGUCAGCGCCGAUGAGCGGAGUCAACACCAGAGCUCUAAGAGCGAGAAAAUCAUCUGCGUCGAGCCGCUCGAGUGGAUCCAGGAAUCUUGGCAGGAGUGGCAGGCCCGCAUGGAACAGGAGCAACGCGAGUUUCUCGCCAGAGAACGCCUGGAUGCCUUGGAGCGCGAGCGCCUCAAGGAACAACGCGACCUGGACGCGCGUCGCCAGAUCCAGGAACUUACGGAUCACUUGGUCCACGCCGAGAUCGCCCGAGGAGAAGCGGAACGGCGUGCAAAGGACGUGGAGUCUCGCCAGACCCAGAGUUCCACUGAAACUCAGGGGAUGACCCAGAGUAUCACGGAAGCUGUACGUCUUGAGCGUGAGCGCCUGGAUGCCGCCUACGCCGAGCGCUGGCAACAGCACGAAGCCGAAGCCGACUCGGAGCGCGCGCGCUGGGUUUCCGAGACCUACGCCGGCUGGAAAGAACAAAUGUCAACUAUGGAGCAGAAGGUCCAAGAACUUGAGGCGGAGAGAGAGCGAGAGCGGGUGUCUUCCGAGAAUAUCCAGCGCUUCCAUGCUGGCCAAACUUCCGCCGACACUUCCGGCAGAAUCGCGCGCGUCAAGCGGGGACAUGGCACUACGGAGACCAAGGUGACGCAGGAUGUCAAGCUCGAGCCUGUGUCUCUGGGGAAGAUGUCGGAUCCCAGGAGAACAGCGACCUUUAAGGCCUCGCAGGACUCUAAAACAGACUCCAAGCGCUCUGCACCCAAGAAACACCAGCAGAAGAAGAAGAAGCGUCAGGAUGUCAAUCCACCUUCGGACUCAGACCCAAGCUCCGAUUCCAGCGACGAUGACUCGUCCUCUGAGAGUUCGGAUGACAGUUCGGACGGGAACCCUGGGGUUAACCUGACGACGGCCUCUACGGCUCAAGCUGGCACUACGCUCCUGACGUUCAGACCGUACAUCAACUCGAAUACUCUGGGUGCGUAUACUCUGGGAAGAAGUACUGCAAAGCGCGCUCGUCGUACUCUGAACGCUAUUCACGAUGGAGAUGAAGAACUCAGAGAGCGCCCUGGAUUUCUUCUAUCGUCUGAAUUCCGGAAGGCUGACAUUGACUUUCGCAAGUCUUCGAAGCGUCUGGAGAAGCAUAUCCGGAGGUUCAUCACGAAACUCAGGGACACGCGCCUCAAGACGUCGUUGCAGGGCCAGAGAUUCAGGAGUAUCGCUGAUCUAGAGUACGCUCUGGAACAGGACGAAGAGGUCUGA